Molecule: messenger RNA, 765 nt
Organism: Penicillium oxalicum
Lineage: Eukaryota; Fungi; Ascomycota; Eurotiomycetes; Eurotiales; Aspergillaceae
Exons: 4
Coding region: 1-765 (254 amino acids)
Source: RefSeq, a predicted model, not a curated record
AUGAUCCAAACCACACCACUGGAUGCUGGAUGCUGGAUGUUGGGUAGCGAUAUAAUGUUCACAGCUUUGAAUCAAGUACAAAUGGUGAGCUCUUUGACAAGGGAACAUCGAGACACUAUUGCGUUCGACGACCUUCCAAACACCAUCAAGCGAGUCGUAGAGACGGCAUACCGUGAAUCACUGCAUGUGCAAAACGUGCGCCAUUGCUGGCUCUCACGAGGCCACCGUUUCUUCAGGGCUCCCGGUUCGAUUUCCGGACCUCUUGGUAUUCAAAGUAAAAUUCACGCGGGGAUGGAACAACAUGAGAAUUUGACAUGCUUCCGUGCUGAUCAUUGCUGGCUUCACAACCCGCCAAUCAUAAUCACGCAUAUGGCAUUGACCCGGUCGGACACACUUUCAGGAAAUAAUACAGUACCGGAUGCAUACCGGUUCCGGGUUGCUAUCAUCGAUUGUCAUUGUCAUGAUAGUAGACUUUUCUGUGAAAGCCGCUUGUGGCGUCAAUGCGCGCUAUUCUCUGGCGCGACAUUGCGCAUGACAUUUACUGGAUCCAUCACUGGACAGUUUGCUGGAUAUGACAACUCUGUGAAGUCGAUCAGCAACUCAACCUACAAAGCCCACCGGCAUCAGAAUCUUGCGCUCGGGCGAGGAACUGUGUCGUCUGAGGAAACUGCAGUCUUGAUCCACCUAAAAAGGGUCAUCUCAGAUUUUGAUGUGUUGAUUCGUCGGCUGCUCCCACCGCGCCGGAUGCAACCAAAGGUCUGGUAG